Messenger RNA from Cordyceps fumosorosea ARSEF 2679, 1896 nucleotides. Its product is annotated as mitochondrial ATPase (Afg1). The transcript has a single exon. Lineage: Eukaryota; Fungi; Ascomycota; Sordariomycetes; Hypocreales; Cordycipitaceae. Gene Ontology annotation, molecular function: ATP hydrolysis activity; ATP binding. The record is from RefSeq and is a predicted model, not a curated record. Bases 1 to 1896 code for a protein of 631 amino acids. Gene Ontology annotation, cellular component: mitochondrion; cytoplasm.
AUGAGGCGCCUCUCCACGGCCGUCACCAUCACCGACCCGCUGGUCAAGUACCGGAGCCUAGUGUCCACCGGGGUCUGCUGCCCGGACCCGGCCCAGCACCGCCUGGCGCGGCACCUGCGCGAGGUCUACCUCCGCGUCAAGGACUACUCGCCGCAGCUCGCCUACCCGCAGCGGCUGUCGCACGUCGCGCGCCUCACCUCCUCGCCGGCAGAAAAAUCCUCCACCGACGGCGACGACGUCCUCGCGGUGCCGAGCCACGCCAUCUGGCGCAACCCGCUCUUCAGGCACCUCCUACCCAGCGGCGGCGGCGAGACGCGUGACAGCGUGGCGCUCACGCGCGUGCUGCAGGACCACGAGCUCGCCGUCGAAAUCGACUCCCCGCGGGGCCUCUUCCUCUCCGGCGAGGUCGGCACGGGCAAGUCUAUGCUGCUGGACCUGCUCGCUGACGGGCUGCCCCACGGCCGCAAGCGGCGCUGGCACUUCAAUACCUUUAUGCUGUACACGUUUGCGCAGCUCGAGGACCACCGCGCGUCGUUGCGCCGCAGCGACGAGGAGCACUCGCUGCUGUGGAUGGCCAAGAAGCUGGUCGACGAGUCGCCGAUCCUCUUCCUCGACGAGUUUCAGCUGCCCGACCGCGCGGCCAGCAAGAUCCUCAGCCACCUGUUCAUCGCCUUCUUCCAGCUCGGCGGCGUUCUGAUAGCCUCGUCCAACCGGGUGCCGGAGGACCUGGAAAAGGCCACGGGCGUCGACUACGCCAACGCGCCGCGCCUGGGGCUCAUGCGCAAGAUCUUUGGCGGCGCGGGCGGCGAGCUGCACGGCCAGGGCAGCGACUUUGCGAAGCUGCUGCAGGUGCUCAAGGCGCGCUGCGACUUUUGGCAGAUGGAAGGCGUCCGGGACUGGCGGCGCCGCGAGGACACCGGCGCGCAGCUCGACGAGGAUGCGCCGAGCGAGGGAGAGGCAGUUAGGCUGGCCCUGGCAAAGGACGAAGACGCGCCAAAGUCUAGCGAUACACCGGUAAACUACUUCAUCACUGGCCAAGGAGAUGAAGGGUGGUUAGAGUAUGUUAAAGGAAAGGCAUUUGGUAAUAGUCCAGGCGAAAAUUGGACAUCAGAAACCAUUGUUGUCUACGGACGCAAGGUAGUCAUCCCGCAGCACCACGAUGGCACUGUGUUCUGGGACUUUGAGCAGCUGGUCGGCACAUUCGGACCCGCCGACUACAUCACCAUGGCGUCCUCGUUCCACACCUUCAUCAUCGACAACGUCCCCGCCCUGUCUGUGCUGCAGAAGAAUGAGGCGCGGCGCUUCAUCACUUUCCUCGACGCUCUCUACGAGGCCCGGUGCAAGCUCGUCGUCCGCGCCGAGCGCGCCCCCGACCACCUCUUCUUCCCUGAGACGAAGCUUCCUCGGCGACCCGCCACGGACGAGGACGACGACGGCGGCGACGCCACCUACUCGGAGACCAUCGCCGAGGUGUACCAGGACCAGGUGUCGCCGUUCCGGCCCAACGUGUCCUUUUACGACACCAAGGCCGCCACGGCACGCUACGACCCCGACCAGGACUCGGACUUUGUGCUCGAGACGAGGCGGCCAAAAGCGGUCGACUUUGCGGACGCGGGCGCGUUCACGGGCGAGGACGAGCGCUUCGCAUACCGGAGGGCGGCGUCGCGCCUGUGGGAGCUGUGCGGCGGAAGGUGGCACGCUCGCACGGGUGCGUGGUGGCGGCCGCUGCCGCGGGAGGUGCGGCACUGGGAGGGCGGCGCGGCUUCGACGCCGCUGAGCAGCAGGGCGCCCCUUGAGAAAGGGUCGACCGGGGAGGGUGUGGGCGAGAGCGUGGACGUGGACGAGGUGGCGGGGCUGGCGCGGUACCGCAUCGAGCAUAUAAAGCAGGGCGGGUGA